Messenger RNA from Echinostoma caproni, 165 nucleotides. The record is from the annotation of a GenBank genome assembly. NCBI's taxonomy places the organism in Eukaryota, Metazoa, Platyhelminthes, Trematoda, Plagiorchiida, Echinostomatidae.
CUGGUCAACCACGAAGCACAGUGCGUACUGUACUACUACUACUACUACUACUACUACUACUACUACUACUACUACUACUACUACUACUACUACUACUACUACUACUACUACUACUACUACUACUACUACUACUACUACUACUACUACUACUACACGUGUGAUUAA